GCUGCAACAAAUCAUAACAAAAUCAGAUAUCGCACUAGCUCUGCAACAACGAACUAUACCAAAAUCGAAGGGGAAGAAGGCUCAUCACCACCGUCGAAAACGACCUGCACCCACCGCCACCGCCACCGCCGCCGCCGCCGCCGGCCGGCCAAGGCCAACCACGCAACCCGCCGUGGCCGCGACGCUCCACUUCCCCCCUGACUCCGUCCUCCCACCCGCCCAACCAACCGACCGACCAACCGAGUGAACAAGUGACCAACCACCACCACCACCACCAUCGCCACCACCGUCUUCGAUCUCUCUCCGCCUCUCCGGCAUCUCUUCACGGCGGCGGAGGAGGAGGGAGCAGCGACGAUGGCCGUGCCCACCUCCGACCAGCGCAAGCGGCGGCCCUUCCUCCUCUCGCUGUCGCUCUUCCUCCUCGUCUCCGCGCUCCUCGCCCUCGCCUUCCUCUUCCUCGACCCCUCCGCGCAAUCCCUCUCCGUCCUCUCCUCCCGCCUCACCGCCCCUACUACGACGCUCGCGCCUCCCGCGGUCGUCGCCGGCGGCGCCGAAGCCGGGGAGAGCGCCGACGCAACCGAAAAAGCCGAAGAGACCGCAUCGCGACCAGACGACACCGCCGCCGCCGUCAACGCCGACGCUGCAGCAGGGGAAGGUGGUGGAAGUAGCGAGUCGCCACGGCUCGAUGCGGAUAAGGGCGCCGCCGCCACGGAGGGAGUGGCGGAUGACGACGGCGGCGGUGGCGGGGACGAGCCGGCGGCGAAGGUGAGGUGGGAGACUUGCAGGCCGGGGAGAGGGGUGUCGUCGGCGGACUACAUCCCGUGCCUCGACAACAUGAGGGCGAUCAAGGCGCUGCGCUCGAGGCGCCACAUGGAGCACCGGGAGCGCCACUGCCCCGUGGCGCCGCGGCCCAGGUGCCUGGUGCGGGUGCCCUCCGGGUACCGGUCGCCCGUGCCGUGGCCGCGCAGCCGUGACAUGAUUUGGUACAACAAUGUUCCUCACCCUAAAUUGGUGGAGUAUAAGAAGGACCAAAACUGGGUAACAAAAUCUGGUGACUAUCUUGUCUUCCCUGGAGGUGGAACUCAAUUCAAAACUGGCGUUACAAGAUACAUUCAGUUUAUUGAACAGACUUUGAGGGGGCUAAACACAAAGGCUAUGCUUGCAUUGACUCUGUUGGGGUUCGGUAAUUUGAAUAUAAUGCCCACCAUUCAAUGGGGAACACACACAAAAACUGUCCUGGAUGUUGGAUGUGGUGUUGCCAGCUUUGGUGGAUACUUGCUUGACAGGAACGUCAUUACCAUGUCAUUUGCCCCAAAGGAUGAGCAUGAAGCUCAGAUACAGUUUGCAUUAGAACGUGGUAUUCCAGCAUUUCUAGCUGUUAUUGGAACACAAAAACUUCCUUUCCCUGAUGAGGCAUUUGAUGUUGUCCACUGUGCAAGGUGCAGGGUCCAUUGGUAUGCGAAUGGUGGAAAACCAUUGUUGGAGCUUAACAGAGUUCUCAGGCCUGGAGGAUAUUACAUUUGGUCUGCAACCCCUGUCUACCGUCAAGAAAAAAGAGAUCAAGAUGACUGGAAUGCAAUGGUUAAACUUACCAAAUCAAUCUGUUGGAGAACAGUGGUAAAAUCUGAAGAUAGUAAUGGAAUUGGUGUUGUCGUAUAUCAAAAACCAGCAUCAAACUCUUGCUACCUGGAGAGAAGGACAAAUGAACCCCCUAUGUGUUCUAAGAAAGAUGGGCCCCGUUUUCCUUGGUACGCUCCUCUUGAUACAUGCAUUUCCAGUUCAAUUGAAAAGAGCAGCUGGCCCCUUCCUUGGCCUGAAAGACUUAAUGCCAGAUAUCUAAAUGUGCCUGAUGAUUCUUCAAGUACCGACGAGAAGUUUGAUGUUGAUACGAAGUAUUGGAAACAUGCCAUUUCAGAAAUAUACUAUAAUGAUUUUCCAGUUAAUUGGUCAUCCACCCGCAAUGUAAUGGACAUGAAUGCUGGUUAUGGAGGUUUUGCAGCAGCACUUGUUGAUAAACCAUUAUGGGUAAUGAAUGUUGUUCCGGUCGGUCAGCCCGAUACUUUGCCAGUUAUUUUCAACAGAGGCCUUAUUGGGGUAUAUCAUGAUUGGUGUGAAUCUUUCAACACGUACCCACGGACCUAUGAUCUCCUUCACAUGAGCUAUCUUCUUGGAAGUCUUACAAAUAGGUGUGACAUCAUGGAGGUAGCAGCUGAAAUAGACAGGAUAUUGAGACCUGACAGAUGGUUUGUGUUGAGAGACACCACAGAAAUGAUAAAAAAGAUGCGGCCAGUUCUCAAGUCCCUGCACUACGAAACUGUAGUUGUCAAACAGCAAUUUCUUGUUGCUAAAAAGGGUUUCUGGCGUUCUGGCAAGUGAGCCUCCUGAUCAGAAUGACGCUCAAAUGUUUUCAGGGUAGUCAUCAACAGCAAACAAUUCAAUUGAUUCUUUACAUCCCUAUUGAUUAGUUCUUUAUACAGAAGACAGAGUUUGAUCAAACCAAGGAUUAGGCAUGUUGAUUCUACAAAAUACUUAUACAGAACAGUUAGUUCGACAAAAAUACAUAUACACAUCUUGUUUAUGGGGGGCCAUUACAGUAAUAGGCUUAGGCUAGUCCACUAGUGCUCACAAGUUUGUAAUCAUAUUAUUAUUCUUUUACAUUCAGAAACAGAUACUUUUCAGGAAAACAUUAUGCUCUUUCACGAAUACAUCCUCUGUCCAAAAAAAAUCAAA
Molecule: messenger RNA, 2730 nt
Organism: Oryza sativa Japonica Group (Japanese rice)
Lineage: Eukaryota; Viridiplantae; Streptophyta; Magnoliopsida; Poales; Poaceae
Source: RefSeq, a predicted model, not a curated record